Messenger RNA from Oncorhynchus gorbuscha (pink salmon), 2121 nucleotides. It is a transcript of the gene rcn1, whose product is annotated as reticulocalbin 1, EF-hand calcium binding domain. Lineage: Eukaryota; Metazoa; Chordata; Actinopteri; Salmoniformes; Salmonidae. The record is from RefSeq and is a predicted model, not a curated record. Gene Ontology annotation, cellular component: endoplasmic reticulum. Gene Ontology annotation, molecular function: calcium ion binding. The transcript is spliced from 6 exons. Bases 386 to 1351 code for a protein of 321 amino acids.
UGAAGCCGAAUAUGUGAAUGGUUGUACGUGAAGUAGGAAGCAACAUUGCUCGGUUGAGCUCCGUUGUGUCCCGUGGUAACCAGCCGGGCAUGUUUGAAACGAAAAUACGACCUGGGGCGGGCUGUACUUGUCUGAAGUGACCUGUGUAAUGUUUUUAAAUGCACCUAUACUCUACUGCAAGACUUGAUGCUUGGAUGCCACGUUUCGGCAACAUUGUUACGCUCCUCAAAGUAAGAAAGUAGCCAGCUUGCGCUGUUGUUUUAUUUCGCCUCAGUAGACUUGUAACAAACUGGCUACAUUUGUAGCAGCGGGCUAAAUACGGCUUGCUACUUAGCUCACGUAGCUUCACUCCGCAACAGCUGAUCUGACCUCAAACAUCCUACUGAUGGACGCGUACGGCUACGUGUGCGUUCUGCUCCUCUGCUCUUGUGUCGUGCUCGGUAAACCAACGCUAAGAAAAGAACGCGUCCACCACGACCCGUUAGAACUAAUUAAACAAGCCAACGAAGACAACCAGAGCUUCCAAUUCGAUCAUGAGGCCUUUCUGGGAAAGGAGGACGCUACUACUUUCGACCAGCUUACCCCGGAGGAGAGCAAAGACCGGCUUGGUAAGAUAGUGGACCGGAUCGACGGGGAUGGAGAUGGCUAUGUCACCAUCACUGAACUGAAGGCCUGGAUCAAGCGGGUGCAGAAGCGUUACGUCUACGAGAACGUGGCCAAGGUGUGGACGGAUUACGACCUCAACAAAGACAACAAGAUCUCGUGGGAUGAGUACAAGCAGGCUACCUAUGGCUACUACCUGUCUAACCCAGAGGAGUUUGAAGAGGCCACAGACCAGUUCAGCUUCAAGAAGAUGCUGCCCAGGGACGAGAGGAGAUUUCAAACCGCUGAUCUGGAUGGAGAUCUGGCAGCUGAUAGAGAAGAGUUCACCUCCUUCCUCCACCCAGAGGAGUUUGACCACAUGAAGGACAUCGUGGUCCUGGAGACUCUGGAGGACAUUGAUAAGAAUGGAGACGGACAUGUGGACGAGGAUGAGUAUAUUGCGGACAUGUUUUCCCAUGAGGAGGGAGGUCCAGAACCAGACUGGGUCAGAACGGAGCGAGACCAGUUCUCUGACUUCCGGGACCUGAACAAGGACGGAAAGAUGGACGUUGCGGAGAUUCGCCACUGGAUCCUGCCCCAGGACUACGAUCACGCCAUGGCAGAGGCCCGACACCUGGUCUACGAGUCAGACCAGGACAAGGACACAAUGCUGACCAAGGAGGAGAUCCUGGAGAACUGGAACAUGUUUGUAGGAAGUCAGGCCACCAACUAUGGAGAAGACCUGACCAAGAACCAUGAUGAACUCUGAGCAUCGUUUAUUGUUGUGUUUGUGGCAGGGAGGUCGGACCUCAACUGAGCAUCGUCAACCUCGACCACAAACUUGUCUGGUCCUCAGCCUUAUCCUGCUAAAUGUCAUCAGUUGAACACAAACAUAGUUCUAACACUGCAGUAACCCCCCCGAGGGGAGGGGCCAAGGAAUAGUCUGUUCCUACCACUGACGGUCCAGGUCCUCCUGAGCGGCUGGACCGGGUUUGGUCCUGUUUCUGACAUUUAGGAACAGAGAUUGACCACAACCAACCUCCUUGCGACUGCCUUUGACGUUGCUCAUCAGCCAGACUCCCAUCUGGUUUAGCAGCCUUUUACAUCUCUAUACACAGCCAUCAUCACAUCACCAUCUUUGACCGUUUUGAUCAUUUCCCUUAUAUUGUCUUUUCUUUCAACCUGACAUGAUUUUAGCAGAGAUGAGAACAUCGGGUUGAUCGUCAGGAAUAUUUGAUUUGAUUGUGGUUCCAAUGUGAAAACAAAGCACAACCUAAAAUACUUACUCUAAUUCUAUUUAUUUAGUCAUGUAACUUGAGGAGGUGAAGAAGCCUGGGAGGUAUAAGAGUUAGACAGAAGUCAAAGGGUGUUGAUGAAGGCUGCCUACUUGUUGAACUUGUCAGAUAUCACUACACACGUUGUUUUUAUACAGUGGACACAGAUGUUGUUUUUAUACAGUGGACACAGAUGUUGUUUUUAUACAGUGGACACAGAUGUUGUUUUUGUUUUGCUGGCCAGUAAAGACUUUUAUAAAUCAGA